ACCACUGCGGAUUCUUCUGGUUGGAAAAACAGGUGUGGGAAAGAGUGCAACAGGCAACACCAUCCUGGGAAAAAAGUUUUCAAGUCAGAGAUUUCAUCUUCCUCUGUGACUGGAGAAUGUGACAAGUUUAAUGCAGAAAUAAAUCACAGAAAAGUGUCCGUCAUUGACUCUCCGGGUCUCUUUGACACCAGCCUAACUAAAGAUGAGGUGAUCAAAAGAAUUAAACUCUGCAUUCCUCUCUCAGCUCCUGGUCCACAUGUGUUUUUAGUUGUGAUAAAGAUGGGCAGAUUCACCGAUGAAGAAGCUGAAGCUGUUAAAAUAAUACAAGCAGUUUUUGGCGAGGAAUCCUCCAUAUACACCAUGGUGGUGUUCACUCAUGGGGAUCAACUGGAGGACAAAACCAUUCACAAAUUUGUGCGGGAUAGUCCUGAACUGCUCAGCUUCAUCAGAACCUGCAAUGGCCGAUACCACGUGUUCAAUAAUAAAGAAGAAAAUCCAGAGCAGGUCAUUCAACUGCUUGAGCAGAUUGAUAAAAUGGUGACUGUAAAUGGUGGUCAACACUACACCAGUGAGAUGCUGGAGAGGGCAGAAAGAGCGAUUGAAGAAGAAAAACAGCGUAUCCUGAAGGAGACGGAGGAGCAGAAACUGAAGGAGAUCGCAGCUCUGAGGGAACAAUUUCAAGAUGAGGCCUUUGAAAAAGAAAAGCAAAGGGUGAAUGAUAAAUAUGAGCAGGAUGCAAGAAGGAAAGCUGAGAGAAAUCAAUCUGUAGUAGAUAAAGUGGUCAGUUUUUUGAUGGAAAAUUUUGUAAUGCCUGUUUUUAAUGUAGUGAAACGACUGUUCGGUUAAACAGAUGUAAUUUAAACCAUUACAAAUGAAAACAUUAAUACAAAGCAUUAUAAUCUGCUAAAGUUUUUCAAUGUUGAA
This is a messenger RNA of Danio aesculapii, 924 nucleotides long. RefSeq names its product GTPase IMAP family member 9-like. The record is from RefSeq and is a predicted model, not a curated record. Lineage: Eukaryota; Metazoa; Chordata; Actinopteri; Cypriniformes; Danionidae. The transcript has a single exon. Gene Ontology annotation, molecular function: GTP binding. The coding region runs from base 280 to 846 and encodes 188 amino acids.